This is a messenger RNA of Pomacea canaliculata, 4288 nucleotides long. RefSeq names its product thioredoxin reductase 1, cytoplasmic-like. Gene Ontology annotation, biological process: cell redox homeostasis; glutathione metabolic process; cellular response to oxidative stress. The record is from RefSeq and is a predicted model, not a curated record. Lineage: Eukaryota; Metazoa; Mollusca; Gastropoda; Architaenioglossa; Ampullariidae. Gene Ontology annotation, molecular function: thioredoxin-disulfide reductase (NADPH) activity; flavin adenine dinucleotide binding; glutathione-disulfide reductase (NADPH) activity. Gene Ontology annotation, cellular component: mitochondrion; cytosol.
GGGCAGUGGCAGUGGCAGUGGCAGUAAGGCGAUAAUGAGGACUGCUGUUUCCUACCUUCCUGUGGCAUCAGACUACCCAUCCGUCCAAACACGCCACGACAUCGCUAUAUCCGGAUUCAGUCAUGUGAUCACUUUCGCAUGCAUCCUAGAGACUCAGUAACCAGGCCCCGUUUGCGAGUAGUGGAUUUAAACGAGUUUAGCACUUAUUCGGGCAGAGAGCAGCGAUUAGUGAAACAAAAGGACAGUAAUGCAAGGCUCCUCGAUCUGAACUGUGACUCUUCCUGGCCACGCAGAAGACAUAUUAUGAAACCUUAAUAUAAUGGCGGCAGUAGACAAGGAUUGGAAUCUGCCUUAUACGUGUUUUGCCCUACACACAGUGAACCACUCACAGUUAUGCCCUUUAUGGCCACUAUAGCCUCUGUGACUCCUUACAUUGCCGCCAUCUCUUUUGUAAAUCCCUGUGCUUAGUCUGCAUAAAAGUAGUGAGUUCACAAAUAACUAUUAAACUAUAAAUGCUAGAUGGUUCUAUAUACGAGCAGCAGUACAGAAAAUAAGUUGGUUCUGCCAGAUCAUCUGGAACCCACAUGUGGCACACACAUGACACGUGUGACACAGGCUGUAAAGGUUGCACUAACUACACAGUGAUUCAGCAAGUUUAUUUUUACCAGCUGUGUAGGGUCCGUGCUACGUCAGGCCGACUAUCACGUGACGACCACAGGCGGCGGGGAUUAUUUAAGGUGAACCGGUUACAAUGCAAAAGUAGAACGUGUCUCGAACACAGGACGGAUACAUUUAUUGUAUUACAGAAACUGCCUAAUAAGACAACUCAGUGAAAACUUUCAAGAUAAAACGUCAAGGAUCCCCCUUAAGGGUGCAGGAGGGUGUGAAGAUGCCACCAAUGUCUCACAAUGUGGAGACAGCCGCUGUUGUGCGGGAACACAUUAGCAACAACAAAGUCAUGGUCUUUAGCAAGACCACAUGCCCAUUUUGCGCAAAGGUGAAAGAUCUCCUUAAAAGUCUCAAUGUUGAAUAUGGUGUUUUGGAGCUGGACACGCUAGAAAAUGGCCAGGCAGUGCAGGCAGCAUUGUUUGAACUCAGUGGUCAGAAAACAGUACCUAAUGUCUUUAUAAAUGGAAAACACUUAGGCGGCUGUGAUGAAACGCUUAAGGCACAUGCUGAAAGUAGGCUUAUGGCACUGCUCAAUGAGCCUGUGGUGCCAUAUGACUAUGACCUCAUUGUCAUUGGUGGUGGAUCAGGGGGCCUAGCAGCUGCUAAGGAAGCAGCUAACUUGGGGAAAAAAGUGGCACUGCUGGACUAUGUCAAACCUAGUCCAAAAGGAACAACAUGGGGUCUUGGGGGUACCUGUGUUAAUGUUGGCUGUAUACCAAAGAAGUUGAUGCACAGAGCUGCCGUCAUAGGCGAGGAGUUCCGUGAUGCAAGGAUGUUUGGGUGGGAUGUUCCAGAGAAAGUGACUCUUAACUGGGAAACGAUGAGAAAUGCAAUUCAGGAUCACAUUGGAUCAUUGAACUGGGGAUACCGCGUGCAACUGAGAGACAAGAAAGUUAACUACGUAAAUGCCUAUGGUGAACUUGUCACUCCUCACCUUGUUAAAGCAACUAAGCGAAACAACACAAGUGUAGAAAUGACAGCUGAAACUAUCAUUCUUGCUAUGGGCGAACGACCACGCUACCCCAAUAUUCCUGGUGUAGAGGAGUUCACCAUUACAAGUGAUGAUCUGUUUUCUUUGCCAUACUGUCCUGGCAAGACGUUGUGUAUUGGUGCAUCUUACGUAUCACUAGAGUGUGCAGGAUUUCUGGCUGGUAUUGGAUUGGAUGUGACAGUUAUGGUACGCUCCAUUCUGUUACGUGGCUUUGACCAGCAGUGUGCUGAGAUUAUUGGCAGCUACAUGGAGAGUCACCAUAUAAAGUUCCAGAGGAAAACGGUGCCCAUCAAGAUUGAACAAGUGAAAGAAGGAUCUCCAGGUCUGUACAAAGUGACUGCACGCAACUCAGAUGGACUAGAGUUUACUGAAGAAUACAAUACAGUCUUGAUGGCAAUUGGUCGUGACCCUUGCACAAAAGGCAUUGGACUAGAGAAUGUCUGCGUAGAGCUUAACUCCACGACAGGUCGUGUACUAUGCAAUGAUCAAGACCAGACAUCUGUACCCAACAUCUAUGCUAUUGGUGACAUUGUGGAGGGAAGGCCACAGCUAACACCUGUGGCUAUCCAGGCAGGGCGCUUGUUAGCCAGGCGACUGUAUGCAGAUUCCACGGUUCUGUGUGACUAUCACAAUGUGGCAACAACAGUGUUCACGCCUAUUGAGUAUGGUGCCAUCGGUUAUUCUGAAGAGGAUGCUGUUGAAGCAAUUGGAGAAGAAGAUAUAGAGGUGUACCACAGCAACUUCGUCCCUCUUGAAUGGACUGUGCCUCAUCGUGAAGAGAAUGUGUGUUAUGCCAAACUCAUCUGCAAUCGAGCAGAUAAUGAACGCGUAGUAGGCUUUCACGUGGUGGGUCCCAAUGCAGGGGAGAUCACACAGGGCUAUGCUGUAGCAAUGAGGAAAGGUGCUACCAAAGAAGACUUUGAUAUGACCAUUGGCAUCCACCCAACUUGUUCUGAGACCUUCACUACUUUAUCAGUCACCAAACGGAGUGGGGAAAGUACAGAAGUGUCAGGAUGCUGAGGUUAACUUCCCUGCUGCAUCUUCUUAACGCCUUCCUGAAGGUCCACAGUUUUGUCUGUGAUGUCUUGCUCCAGCAACAUUGGAUUCUUUGGCUGGUUGGCCAUGAGCUGAUAACAACACUUAAAAACAACUAAUUGACCUUAAUUUGGAUAACCCUCAAUGUGGCACUGGACAUACGCUUGUCUACCAUGUUUUUACUGGUGCAGGAAAUCUUUACUAGUUAAAAAGAUGUAAAGGACUUCAUUUCAUCAUUGCAAAAGUUCACCCUGAGAGGAGAAUCACAGUGUGUCUACAGCUGACAUUUGGGAUUUUGGGGCUUUUGCAAUAGCUUGGUUUUGGGGCUUAGCUUUCAGAUAUUUAAUGACGAUCAGCUGAGAGUGACUGACAGCGACAGAGCUGACAGACAGCUCUGUAAAUGGGGUUAUCCUUGUGCACGUUAUCUUGGACAGUCCAGUUGUGUGUUGCAAUGAGCUUGGUGGUGAGGCUGACCUUCAGGAAAAUAGGGCGUUUGCAGCAGGGACUUCUCUUCAUUUGUGAUGAUGCAUGCAGAAGCUUACAGUGUGAAGCUUGAAUGAUGGCCUUGUUUUCAAAUCCCAUAUGGGACCAGCAAGGCUUGAUGAACUGCGUGCAGCAUCACUAUUCAAGACAAAGUGGAACAGAGCACCGUGGAAUGAUGCGACUGUACCACUUUAUCUUGGAUUCCAUCAGAUUCUGUGUCUUCAAGAGUUUCACCAGCAUUUACCGUUGAAUGAUAAAACUAUUUUAAAAGGACUUUGGAUAAUUGGAAAUGAAUGUAGAACUUAAGGAAGCAACUAGAAAAAAUGUUUGUGUGUGGCUUUGUGUGACUAGGGCAUUGGCAGAACAGAACUUGGAGCAUGUUUUGAUAUCAAUAGUGUUUUGUUGAUAUUGCUGACAUGCUGCUUGUUAUAAUUUAUUAUGUGUUUACAAAACAUUUUUCAUUAAGAUUUUCGUAUGCAGAAUGCAGUGUGAGCAUUCUUGGUCUGAGAAAAAUGUAUUACUGACAGUGGCAUUUAAUAUCCAUGUUGGAUAUUUGGUUUAUAUGAACGAUGCUUACAUGUUUGUGAAGAAUAAUAUGUAUUCUAUUGUAAACAGUAUAAUAUGUUGGACAGGCAUUGAUGUCUGUCUUAUUGAAAGUGCACAUAAAAAGUUGCAGGAUUUUGUUUUGUUUUUCAAACUGUGUAGCGGUCUAAAGCAGAGCAUUUAUACUAUUUCCUCUGUCUUGACAUUUUUGCCGGAUGAUAAACAUCUAUGAGAAAGAUAGCACAUUUAAAUUUCUGAUUAAAAUUGUUUAGCAAAAGUGAUGCUGAAUCAGUAUUCUAAGAACUAUAUUUUGUAGGUGGAUGUGGAGUAACCUGGGGUGGAGGAGCUGCAUGCCUGUGUGCAGUUCUUUGUGUCUGUCACCUAUCUGACCUAGAUCUGUAUACUCCUUGAUCAAUUUAUUUGUUUUUAAGCUAAAAAUGUAAGUUGUUACAGUUUGAAUUCCAUUUUGUGUAUGUUCAGAAGAUAGUGGAACCAAAGAAAAGUGGUGUUCUUUACUGCAGUUGCAUGUGCAUAAAACGUUUGAAAAAUUAAAAUUCUUGCCUCUUA